Molecule: messenger RNA, 2220 nt
Organism: Prorocentrum cordatum
Lineage: Eukaryota; Dinophyceae; Prorocentrales; Prorocentraceae
Source: the annotation of a GenBank genome assembly
AUGCUUGUCUACAUCGGCAUCGUGUUCCCCUACAGGCUCGCUUUCCUUCAUUUCAGGCUGCGGGCCACCGCGGACGAGUGCAGUAGCUACGAGGAGCCUCUUCCCUGGUACAUCUGGGAGGAGGCAGUCUUCUGGUUCUUCUGGGUCGACCUCUUCCUGAACUUCUUCCUGACGUUUCGCCGCGAAAGUGACGACGCGGAGGAGUUCAGUUGGAAAGAGAUUGCGAAGCGCUACCUGACCCGGCUUUUUAUUAUCAAUCUGGUUGCGUGCUUGCCAGCAGACGCUUUUGCGCCCCUGGCGUACUUCCUGUCAACGGACGGAGGCGACGGUUGCGCGACGUCUGGGGAAAGCAAUCAGGCGGUGCGGCUGGCGCGCUUGCAGCGGGCCACGCGGCUUGCCAGGCUCGCCAGGCUAACGCGGUUGGUGAAGAUCUUGUCCUUCAUGCAGAAAGACAACAACAUCCUGAGAUUCCGUGGCCUCCGCAUGUGCAAUUGGAUAUUUUUCCUUUUCUGGGUGGUGCACCUAAUGGCGUGUGGCUGGUAUCUUUGUGCAUCUUUGCACAACGACCACUCCCAGACUUGGGUGGCACGCCGAAUGAUCGACGCCGACGGUGAGUACUCGCUGGUGCUCGCUGAACCCGAAGUGCAGUACACGCACUCAUUUUACUUCGUGCUGACGGUCUUCACCACGGUCGGCUUUGGCGACAUGUCUGCGAUGACUACUGGCGAGAUUGGAUACGUCAGCUUCACCAUGAUAAUAGGCCUCGUGGUCAACAGCAUCGUCAUCGGCGAGGUGAUCAACCUCGUCAGCGAGGUUGAUCUGGAUACCAGGUGGAGGAAGCAGCAGGCGGAGCUCCUGGAGGCCUACGGGCAGCACGCCUGCCUCAGUGCCGAGUCCGUCGAGCAGCUCACAAACUUUGUCCACAAGCUUGGCACUAAAGGCCGGACCUACAACGACGCCGCGGUGCGCAAGCUGAUGACGACCGAGGCCAUCCCACGCAAGUUGCUCGGCGCGAUCCCUGGACAGCUCUUCAAUGGGCUGCUGAUCGAGAACAAGCUGAUGGCUGCGUGCACCCGGAGCUGCCCAGGUGGCGUAAUGCCCCCCCGCUUUGCCAUCUUGCUCUCCACGAUGCUCAAGUCACAGAGGUUCAGCUCGGGGGACAUGGUCUACCAGGAAGGUGACAACUCCUUCAGCCUCUACCUCGUGCUCACCGGCACGUUCUCCUUCGUGGGGGAGGCGCACGAGGACGGCGGCAUGGACGCCUGCCCCUUUCCGGACGACAGGACGGUGACUUUCGCAGCUUCCAGGGGCCGGAAGAGGGUCGCCUUGGAGGGCGCCAAGCGGAGCAGCGGCAAGGACACGGCCGUCCUGAACCCUCCAGAGAGCGAGCGCCAGUACAGUGGCACGCUGCGCAACUGGCGUGUCUUCUCUGCGCUGGGCCAGAGCGCGGGCGCCUGGACCCCCGAGGGCACGGGCGGGCCGCACUGGAUGGUCAUCAACCUCUCGGCGGAGCGCGCCGUGUGCGGCGUCGUCGUGCAGGGCUGCCCCCGCCAUACCGGGUGGGUGACCGAGUUCAGGGUUCGGCUGGCGAAGACGCGCAACGGCCCCUGGGAGGAGGUGGCCGCUGCCUGCCCCGGCGGCAAGGGGGAGACGGAGGUCACCUUCGGGACGCGCUUCGCGAAGUACGUCCGCAUCGAGCCGACGGCCUGGCACGGCCAGGUCGCCAUGAGGGCUGGCGUGACGGUGCGCGUGCCCCAGCUGUACCCGUACCAGGUGUUCGGCAAUCGGCAUUUUUUCGGGUAUGAGAUGCUCCUGAAGCCCAAGCCUUCUCAGGCACGGGUGUGGACAGUGCGGCGCUGCUCCGCCCGGUGCGAGGCGUCUGGCGAGCUGCUGCAGCUGCACAAGAACCACCUCCUGUCCGACGGAGAGCUCGGAGGAGAAAGCAUUCUGGCAGAGUUCCCCCAGUUCGUCAAGGUGCUGAGACAGGAGAGCCUGAAGCGUGAAACUCACAGGCGCAGGAUCAUCGAGGAUGAAAGUACCCCUAAAUCUAGCAAAGUUCGGAAGACGUGGCCUCACUUAGGUCCCCGUCGCUGCAUUCUGGAUAAUUAUUGUGGGCGGUUAGGCUUGAUAUUUCUUCAAAAGAAGACCCUAUCCCCUAUGCUUUUGGUCCUUCCAGCACGGGUCCCCUCCCAAAGGGUUACGGGUCUUUUGUGCGAGUGA